AAGUAGGAGACAUAACACAUUUGUUACCAUUAGCCCAGUCAAAUUACGACUAAUCAACGAAGUAAAUGGCCCAAUUAUUCUGUUAGGUCUCAGCCGUACAUAUUUGAAUAAUAAUAUCACAUUUAUCACUCCUAAUUUGUUGAAUUUGUUUGAUAUUUGAUAGGUCCACAGUUUCCAGAAAGAAUAUCUCAAUCUGUGUUCAAGUUUCAAUUUUUCUUCCCCAAUUUAAAUUUUAUAAAACCCUAAUUAACAUCUACACCUUCUUUUUACGUUUAUUGUGGCUGAAUUUUCUCCUUUUUCCCCUAAUUUAUUUUUCUCUCUCUUCCUCAUACUCUCUCAGGAAUCAAAUUUCGUCCAAUUAUUGUUCUUUUUCCAGCCAAAUCAUUUCAUUCAGCUUCGUACUCUAUUCUUCUAUUUGUUCGGAUCAUCUUCAUCUUAAAUUCUUCAUCUUUUUCAUUUAUCUUUACUAAUUAAUAUUUGGGUAUGCAAUAUUUUCUAGAUUCUUGAAGAAAAAUUGUUAAAAAUCUCAUCUUUUUUAGUAAGAAAGAAAGAUGAAGAUGGGUGGUAACAUAGAGGUAUCUGAUGAAAUAUUGGGAACUUUUGCACCAAUUAUUGUGUAUUGGGUAUACUCUGGCAUUUAUAUGAUGAUGGGUUCUUUAGAUAAUUACCGUUUACAUUCCAGGAAGGAUGAAGAUGAGAAGAAUUUAGUUUCUAAAUCUACUGUUAUUAAGGGUGUUAUUCUUCAACAAACUGUUCAAGCUAUUGUCGCUAUUAUCCUCUUUGCGGUGACAGGAAGUGCUGUUGAGGCUUCAAAAGAGCAACCGAAUCUACUUGUUCUCGCCCGCCAAUUUAUUACUGCAAUGAUGGUUCUAGAUACCUGGCAGUAUUUCAUGCACCGGUACAUGCAUCAUAACAAAUUUUUGUACCGCCAUAUCCAUUCCCAGCAUCACCGUCUUGUUGUCCCGUAUGCUUACGGGGCUCUUUAUAACCAUCCCUUAGAGGGACUUAUCCUCGACACUAUUGGGGGAGCCUUAUCCUUUCUUGUCUCGGGAAUGACUCCAAGAACCUCCAUAUUCUUCUUUUCGUUUGCAACCAUCAAGACGGUGGAUGAUCAUUGCGGCCUUUGGCUUCCCGGUAAUCUUUUCCACAUCUUUUUCAAAAAUAAUACUGCAUAUCAUGAUGUGCACCACCAGCUUUACGGCAGCAAAUACAACUUCUCGCAGCCGUUCUUUGUAAUGUGGGACAAGAUCCUUGGAACCUACAUGCCUUAUUCGCUAGAGCCUAGAGACGGGGGUGGAUUUGAGGCACGACCGACAAAGGAGUGUAAGGAUGAUUGAUAAAUGAGUGCUAUAUGUGAUGUACCACUAUUUGCUAGUCCGAUCCUCUAAAUUCCUUUCGAGCUAUCUUCGAUAUGUGUCUUUUUAAUGUACAUGCUGGUUUUUUAUAAUCUUAUUUAUUCGUGUCUAUAUGAAGUUUUUUGAUGCAUGAACAAAGAAUUUAAUCGUGUAGAGUUGCAAACAUCAGCAUUACCUUUUCCGGGAUGGCCUCCCUUUGUUGGUUCAUCGACAAUGUAUUGAUUUAUUAGUUCGAAAUGUUCUUAGAUAA
This is a messenger RNA of Amaranthus tricolor (Joseph's coat), 1605 nucleotides long. RefSeq names its product sphinganine C4-monooxygenase 1-like. Lineage: Eukaryota; Viridiplantae; Streptophyta; Magnoliopsida; Caryophyllales; Amaranthaceae. Gene Ontology annotation, molecular function: iron ion binding; oxidoreductase activity. The transcript has 2 exons. The coding region runs from base 552 to 1337 and encodes 261 amino acids. Gene Ontology annotation, biological process: lipid biosynthetic process. The record is from RefSeq and is a predicted model, not a curated record.